GCUCAGAGGUUAAGAGCACUGACUGUUCUUCCAGAGGUCCUGAGUUCAAUUCCCAGCAACCACAUGGUGACUCACAACCAUCUGUAAUGAGACCUGGUGCCCUCUUCUGGCUUGCAGGAACACAUGCAGGCAGAACACUGUAAACAUAAUAAAUCUUUAAAAGAAAAAGAAAAAAAAAGAAGAAAAAGAAAAAUUUAAGAAUUAGAGAUUGCUGGGUGUGAUGGCACACGCCUUUAAUCCCAGCACUCAGGAGGCAGAGGCAAGUUCCAGGACAGCCCAGACUAUGUAGAGAGACCCUGUCUCAAAAAUAAAUAAACAAGUAAAUAAAUAAAUUCGAAAUUAGAGAUUGACCAUGCAUCCUCUGAUUCUAAAAUUGGAGUAUGUUUUCCACUUUAGUGAGGGAGAAAAUCAGAAUAUGAUUGCCAUCGUGGAGCUUCAUUACCAGUGUCCCCACGCGUUUCCUGUGUGGGGUAGCAGUAGAUGUACUGUAACCCUCUCCUUCUGGGAGAUCAAGGAGGAUCACCCCGGGUUUGGAGAACAGCGGAAGACUGGAGGCAGGAAAUAGACGGCUGGCUCCCCCAGCCUUACGAGCCAGCCCGGAGCCAGCCCAAAGGGCUGAGCAACCACUCAGGAUCCCUGAGGCUCAGAAGGAUUGAGCACCUGCUUCUGUGUGCCAACAGCCUCAGGCUUAGCUGUUGGGACUGUAUCACCUGCAGCCUGAACAGCCAAGAAACACUGGCAGCUAAAAGGCUGAAGGAGACUGAGAAAUCCGGGCCCUGGGAUCCUCCUCCAUCUGCUGGCGGCCUUUGGGAGCACAGCGCUCCCACGGUGCCGGUCUACAGGGAACACCCUCUGCAUUUUUCUUUCCUGACUCUGUGGCUCUGCUCUCACCCCUGAUUACCUGUGUGCCCUCCCUUCCCCACAGAUAGAAACAAUCCCCUCGCCUGCCUCCCUACCCUUGGCGGGUGGUUCUCCUGAGGCAUAAUCACAGAACUUCUGGGCCGGGACCCCCUGUGGGGUGCAGGCUGGGGUGCCCUGAUGGUAUGUGUCCCAACAGGUUUUUCUCUAUCAACCUUGAAAUCAGCCUGGAGCCUGCCUGACCUACAUUCCCCUUGUCCCCCCCCCUCCCCUUUACCCCCAGGGAGUUGGAGUCAGUGGUAGGGCCAGGUCAGAAGCAAGACGGGAGGCUAGGUUUCUGCGGUCCCAAGCUGGCCCCGCAGGGAAAGCAACGCACAAAGCCUCUUGUGUCCUUGGCUGAGUUGAGAGACUGAGCAGAGUUCAGUGGCGUGGGUUAAGGGCCAGUUCCUGGGAGGAGAGAUGCUGGGCAGGGAGGUGUUUGCUGGUAGACCCUGUACAGCCUGGUCCUCUCCCACGUCUGGGAGGGGCUGGAGUCAGAGACAACAACUGGGCUGGUCCGCAAGGGAGGUCAUCUGGCUGGCUGCUCAGCCCGGGCUCCUCACUCCUCUCCACCACCAGGCUACACAGGAGCUGGUGCCCACAACGGCCACAACACCCACCUCACCUCUAGCACCUUUGGGGGAAGCCAGUUGAACUAUGUCUGUGAGCAGCGGAAGAAUGGGCGCAUCCCUGACCCAGGAGAUCCUCAGCUCCCUGGGCCUUGCCAACAAGACUGCAGCUUGGGGGACCCUGGGCACCCUCAGGACUUUCCUGAGCUUCAGUGUGGACAAGGAUGUUCAGAAGCUGCUGAAGGCCAUUACAGGCCAAGGUGUGGACCACAGCACCAUUGUGGAGGUACUGACCAAUCGGAGCAGAGAGCAGAGACAGCUCAUCUCUCGAGCCUUCCAAGAGCGAACCAAACAGGAUCUAUUGAAGUCUUUGCAGGCGGCACUCUCUGGCCACCUCGAAAAAAUUGUGGUUGCCCUCCUACAACCCGCAGCCCAGUUUGAUGCCCAGGAACUGAGGACGGCCUUGAAGGCCUCGGGUUCUGCUGAGGAUGUGGCCUUGGAGAUCCUGGCCACCCGAGCAGCGCCCCGACUGCAGGAGUGUCUGGCAGUAUAUCAGCACGAUUUCCAGGUGGAGGCUGAGGAAGAUAUCAGAACUGAGACCAAUGGCAUCUUGCAGGACCUGCUCCUGGCCCUGAGCAAGGGGGGCCGUGAGAGAUACUCUGGAAUCAUUGACUACAACUUGGAAGAACAAGAUGUCCGGGCACUCCAGCAGACCGGAGGAUCCAGUAUGGCAGGUCAAUGGGUCCUGAUCUUUACACAACGGAGUCCUGAACACCUUAUCCGAGUAUUUGAUCAGUAUCGGAGAUGCACUGGGCAAGAGUUGGAGGAUGCUAUCCGGAACUGUUUCCAUGGAGAUGCUCAGCAGGCUCUGCUCAGCCUCGCUUCCAUAAUGAGAAACACAGCCCUGUACUUUGCUGACAAACUUCACCAAGCCCUUCAGGAAACUGAGCCCAAUUUCCAAGUGCUGAUGCGAGUCCUCAUCUCCCGAAGCGAGACUGAUCUUCUAAGCAUUCGGGCCGAGUUCAAGAAGAAAUUUGGGAAGUCUCUGUAUUCUUCUCUCCAGGAUGCAGUCAGAGGGGAUUAUCACUCAGCCCUACUGGCCCUGUGCAGAGCUGAAGACAUUUGAGACCUUUUGGAUCCACCCUGACAGGACAUUCAAGAGUCUGAGAGUCCCAUAUUUGGUUGAAUACAUGGGAGACUCCCAAGGAACCCCA
Molecule: messenger RNA, 2680 nt
Organism: Peromyscus californicus insignis
Lineage: Eukaryota; Metazoa; Chordata; Mammalia; Rodentia; Cricetidae
Gene: Anxa9
Product: annexin A9
Cellular component (GO): cytoplasm
Molecular function (GO): calcium-dependent phospholipid binding; calcium ion binding
Source: RefSeq, a predicted model, not a curated record